Molecule: messenger RNA, 1616 nt
Organism: Galleria mellonella (greater wax moth)
Lineage: Eukaryota; Metazoa; Arthropoda; Insecta; Lepidoptera; Pyralidae
Exons: 5
Coding region: 152-850 (232 amino acids)
Source: RefSeq, a predicted model, not a curated record
CAUUCUAGUAUUAUGACUGUAUAGUAUAAUUUUGGUGCCAAGAUAAGCAUAGAUAUUGCUUAUCAUUCCUUAGUUGAACACUGCUAUGAGAGAGACGUGAAUAAAACUAAUUAUAAUAGUGAUUUUGUGAUAUUUGUAUAUUUAACUAGCAAUGCCGUUCACGAGGCACUUGGACGCGUCGUUCCCCCGCGUAUGGGACCGUUGGGAGGCAGACGGCACUAGCUGGACCAUAGAGGACCUGCCUCCUGGUGACGAGGACGAGGCGCUAGAUAUACUGCUGAAGUAUCAAUGUCCGGAAGAAAUUCUGUUGGUGUUAAAUAAUAUGCUUGGCGAUCCAGUAAGCUUAGAAACAUUAUGCCAAGUAUUUCGGUAUUUCUUCCAACAACGUCUCACCCUCGCUUGCUACGCACAGUCGGGCGGUGAUAAGAAACUAGUAGCGCUCAAUGUGUGCGGGGUGAAGAUCAAAGGAGAAGAACUAAAUUUUGAGUCUAAAGCAGAUAACUUCAUAAACCUAUUACAAACAUCAUUGUAUCUUGACGCAAAAGCAAAUAGUUUGGAGUAUUUGGAUAUAGAUAAGGCUCUAAUUGCUGUGGGACUUGUUGUGCGGAAAGAGUACAGAGGAGCUGGGCUUGGAUGCAAACUUCUGGCUGCGAGAAUGCCUCUAUGCAGAUUUCUCGGUAUUAAAGGUACUGCCACUACGUUCACCAGCAUACCGGCACAGAAAUCUGCAGCGCGCUGUGGCUUCACAACUAUAUUGGAGUUGACCAUCAGGGAACUAAGCGAAGCAGGAUUCAAUUAUCCGAAAGACGAUAAUAGAAUACUCAAAGUUAUGGUGAAUAAAUAUGAAUGACGCUAAAUUAUUAAUGUUAUUCUAUUGUAUUGUAAUUUUUUUAUUGUAUAUACUUCACAUUAGAUAUAUUAAAAAGAUUUAAUAAACAAUGAAGCUAAAAGAAAACUAAAAAAAACUCUAUCAUUCAAUAGAAGACAAAAAUUUUACAAUUAAAAUGAAACGUACCAUUCCAUAGCUAUGUAUAUUACAAAUUACAAUAAUAAAUAACUAAAUACACCUACAUAUAUAAAUAUAAACUUACACUGAACAUUUCUUGAAAUAGUUUGUAUCUAUUUAUAACAAGUUUACUACUAUAAUCUUUUGGAGGAUACAAUAAAGAGUAUCUGUCUAUUUACACACACACUCACGAACACACACACACACACACACACACACACGUGCGCACACACGCACGCACGCAUGCACACGCACGCACGCUUCACACAUGCACACAUGAUAUUAAAGGAAAUAGUAAUAGAUUAAUACUACCAUUAUGAAAUAUGUUUCCAACAGAUAAUUUUAUGGAAAUCUCAAGUUGAAAGUGAUUUAUUUUAUUUCUAACUAGCUUUAGCCGCAACGUUGUAAGCGUAGAAUAACUCUUAAAAUCAUAAAAACUGAAACGUUCUAUAGGUCUAUUUUAACUAUUACAGUAUUUUGUCACUCUUUCAAAUUGAGAAAUUAGUGCGAAAGAAAAGGACAAAACAGUUCAAUAGUUAAAAUAGGUUUUUGAGAAAUUUGACGUUUUCAUGAAUAAGAGGGUAGAUGAAUAAAAAGAAAACCAAGGAAA